AUAUUAUUGCUUCUAUAUUCACCUGAGACCCAACUAUCUGAAAACUAGUACCUUUGGUAAGGAAACUACCUGUCCUAACAAUUCAUUCGAUGCUGUGAUUAUUUGUGUUUUAUUAUUAAUUUACAGUCUAAAAUCAAGUUCCACGUGAAUAGUGUGCCUUAAAAUGAUUAUCCAAGACAUUUCAUAAUGACUUUAAAGACUCUGUCAGGAAAAUUGUUUAUCGCUGUUCUAGUGGCAUUUUAUGUUUGUCUCAACAUAAAAAUAAUCCUUCAGCAAUCAAAUGAUAAACAGCAAGCAAAUGAUCGAAUUAAGCAAUUAGAAAAUGAGAUAUUUUCAUGCGGGCAACAUUAUAUUCAAAAUAUGAAACAGCCAGCAGUUCCAGUCUCUGCUUUCACUCAAUCAGUUUCAGAUGUUUUACCACAAUGGAAAAAAUUAGACGACGACAAAGUAAAAACCAUAGGAAAGAUUAGAAACAAAAAGGGUUUUCUGACUAUAGCUAUUCCGUCUAUUCAACGGGCCAAUGGAUUAAAAUAUCUCAAGGACACUAUAGCAACGUUAAUAGAAAAGAUGACAAACAAUGAAAAAGAAGAAGUUGUUAUUGUGGUUUUACUAGGUGAUUUUGACAAGCAGUAUAAUGAGAAAGCUAUUGUCAUUCUAAGUAAUUUAUUUAAAAAUGAUCUGAGUAAUGGUUUGUUAAGAAUUGUACAAGCUCCACGAUCUUUUUAUCCAGAAUUAGUUAAUCUCAAAAGAAAUUUUCGUGAUCCGGCAAAGAGAGUUCAAUGGCGAUCGAAACAAGUCAUUGACUUUUCUUUUAUGUUUCUUUAUUCUAGAAACAUUAGUGAGUAUUAUGUUCAAUUGGAAGACGACGUAUUACCCGCUGACGGAUAUGUUUCUCAUAUACGCGAUUUUGUUAAAAAAAAUUCCAAUAGACAAUGGGCAAUGCUAGAGUUUUCUGAACUUGGUUUCAUUGGGAAACUAGUUAGAUCCAUUGAUUUAGAGAAAUUGGCCAGAUAUAUGAUGACUUUCUACGAUGAACAGCCAAUAGAUUGGCUUAUACGCUACUUUAAAGAUUCUAUGGCACAACAUAAAGUUAUUUUACGUAAACCCACACUCUUUCAGCACAUGGGUUUAGUUUCAUCUCUUGAUAAUAAGAAACCAAAUCGCUUGAAAGACAGAUUUUUUCCGGGUUCGGUCGGCUCGAACGUUAAAGAAGCACCAGCCCCUGUUCAGCUUAAAGGUGAUAACCCAUCUGCAAGUCUUCACACUUCAUUAGAAACGUAUAUACAUCAUGAACUUAACCAUAUGUAUGCAAUGUCCACUGACUUCUUUUGGGCGAAAACUCCUAAAAUUAAUGAUACUAUUACUGUAGUUUUCUUAGAUAGUUUACGUUUAAAAAGAGCAGCUGUGUUAACAGGAACCCCUGAGCAUGCUGGUGAUAUUUUAAGAGAAGGUGUAUUAGAAGCAGCCUUUGAGAAGACUAAUCUUCCUGCCGAUGAAAGAGAUGAAUCUGUUACUUGCAAAUCAUGGAGAGAAAUUGGUAAAUUUCAAAAUGGGGAAGUAGACGUUAAAGAACUCGACAAAUCUUUAAAGGAAUCAGUUUACUGCUUAAGAGUUAGAAUAACGGGAACACAACAAAACUGGAUAAUAUUUAGAGAAUUAGCGGUUUUUAUAAACAAAUAAUUGCAAUUAAACAAAUGAAAAUACCUUUUUGUCACCUCUCCACAAUAUUACAUAAGCAUAAUUGGCGGGCUGUAGCAAUAUUUCACUGAAAUUUAAAUUAUUGAUAUAUUGCUUUAGUUUUCUUUUUAACUAAAAAAGGACAACCAUCUUUCAGCAAAAUCUCACAAAAACUAAUACAAUUAAUUGUUACAUUUUAAUAACUUACUUAUCAAAUGUAUUAUGUCUAAGUGAAAUAAUUGUUUAAAUUCUACAGAGACUGAACAAAAAUGUACUAUUUAACCUAUUUGAAGAUUAUUUAACUUGUAUUUAAAUAAAAUAGGGCUAUAAAACUUUCAUUUCUAAUGCAUAAAAGGAUGAGAAGUAGAAGAUAAAACUACUAAAAUUAAUUAAACUUUAAGAUUUCUAAUUAUCUUCCUUCAGGAAUACUU
Messenger RNA from Dimorphilus gyrociliatus, 2108 nucleotides. The record is from the annotation of a GenBank genome assembly. Lineage: Eukaryota; Metazoa; Annelida; Polychaeta; Dinophilidae.